Molecule: messenger RNA, 7174 nt
Organism: Coregonus sp. 'balchen'
Lineage: Eukaryota; Metazoa; Chordata; Actinopteri; Salmoniformes; Salmonidae
Source: the annotation of a GenBank genome assembly
AAAGUCCGCGUUUUUCACAAAAAACGGUAAUUUCCCGCUUUAUAAUCCUGCUAAACAACCAAGCUAACCAAACUCCAAGCGGAGAUGAACGUUUUCAUAUUGAAAGACUCAUAAAGCAACGGAAGUUGGUUUACAAUUUAACGCCUACUUGCCCUUCUUCAUCGAGCUAGCAAUGCUAGCUACCUACUAGCAUAGCCAGAUGAAAUGCAACUUUAGCUAGCUGGUGGUGAAUUUAUGCAAUUAACUAUGGCUAUGAUUAUGCAUUUUUAUUAUCAACAAAGUAAAUGUUUGAAGAAACAAAAGUGUCAGUUCCUAGCUGGUAAUUAUUGUCACCGUUUGUUAUUGUUGCAUGUAGCUAGCUACUAUUCAACAUAUUUUCUCCAUUCUGCUGCAUUCAGCUGGCCCCUCCACUGCCUGUCACCAUGCCUGCUCUGCUGGACAGACCGAAGCUGUCCAACGCUAUGGCCAGAGCCCUCCACAAACACAUAAUGAGAGAAAGGGAGCGUAAAAGACAAGGUGAGAUAUCACAAGGCAUGGCUUGACUACAGCAUUCCUCAUCAACCGUAACUGGAAGCCUGAUUUGGUUCUACAAUUAUCUAGUUGGAAUUGGUGCACAUUAAUCGUCGUUCUCAAGGUGAUCUCUUUUCUUCCUAAUCUCAGAGGAGGAAGAAGUGGACAAGAUGAUGGAGCAGAAGAUGAAAGAGGAAGAAGAGAGAAAGAGAACAAAAGAGAUAGAGGAGAGGAUGUCCUUGGAGGAGACCAAAGAACAGGUCAGAGAGUCAUGCCAACAUACAAACAGAUGGAGAUCAAUCAGAUAAAUAACUUGAUCACCUUAACCCUCUCUCCCUCUUCCUCCUCACAGGUGAUGAAGAUGGGGGAGAAACUGCAGGGACUUCAGGAGGAGAAGCAUCAGCUCUUCCUCCAGCUGAAGAAGGUCCUGCACGAGGAGGAGAAGAGACGCAGGAAGGAGCAGAGGUGAGAGGAAAGGAGCCUCAAUGACUCCUCGGGUGCAUCUCAAUAGUCUAAGUGGCUUCCUCUCCUUGUCUUCUUUCCUUAAUAUUUACAGAUAUGGAAACAGUUUAGGUGAAAGCAGUUUGGAUGCCUGGAUGUGUCUAGAAAUGUGCUUUCACCGGUCAAGCUUCCUUAACGUACAAUGUCCUUCUUCUUCUUUUUUAAGGCACAUUAAAUCCCAUAUAUUACUAUUGUUGUUAUUAUUAUAGCGUUAGUGUAGGUGUAGAAAAGGAGUCAAGGUCAAGGAUCCACUUUAGAUUAUUGAAAUGCAACCCUCCCAGUUUGGAUUUGGUAUGUGAUUGUAGUAAGGCUAUAGAUAUCAGGAUUUGCUGAUUGUUUUGAAUUCUCCUGUCAGAUAUCUCACCUGUUUUUACCUCCCCUGCAGUGACAUCACAACACUGACGUCCGCCAGCUACCAGCCCAGUCUAACCAUGCACACAGGACAGCAUCUCCUUAACAUUCAAGGUAAGGCUACACCUGUUCAUAAGUACAAUCUCCUUAUCAAUUACAUAAUAAUCAUAAUAAUAUGGUCAUCUACCAGACCUUUUGAUUUUCAAUAUAUGUGGCACAUUGUUUCUCUCCACAAAUGUCUUCAGUGACUUCACUGACACCUGUCACUUCACUAUACUCCUCCCUCAUCCCUUUUUUUGUUCUCUCUUCCCUCUGUCAGGCAGUCCAGUCAGUCACAACAGGGCCGGGGGUCUGAUGUCGGAGCGCAGUAAGCAGUUGUUUCCAACACCGGUCAUCCCGGUGAGUGGCAACUGGCGGGCCCUCUGCAUGUGUAAUACCUUAUCUAACCACUGGAGAUCUUUCUAUGAAGCACACUUUUCAUUUACAUUUACGUCAUUUAGCAGACGCUCUUAUCCAGAGCGACUUACAAAUUGUGUCUGAGCAGAAAUAUGGUCAAUAAAGGGAGUUCCAGACAUCACUAUUCGGCCCAAGCUGGAAUCAAAUCCUUAACUCUGUAGUUCCAAACACCACGCCCCUACCCACUGAGCCAUAGAAAAUGUCAAUGAUGCCAACAGACGCAUAACCCAUGCUCUGUGUGAUUUGCUUAGAGUGACCGUUUCACUCUCCUCGCUCCACAGGGCCGUCACUACCAGAACCAGGCUGGGUUCAGUGCGGGCCCGGCGGAGCACGGACAGUUUGGGGGCAGUCAGUCGGUCCACGAGAGCUACGGCGUGGCCCAGACACAACACCCCUCCACCUACGCCCCCGGCCCCUCUGUACCUGUCAGCUUCGCCAGCAGCUCCCAGAUCAGAGGUAGGAUGUGUGUUGAGUGCGCCAAAGUGAAUAUAGUUUUCUAUUUCUAUUAGUGUGAGAUUUUUAUUUGAAAUUCAGUUUAGUUUCAUUUCAUUUUCAGACCUGAUUUGCUAGUUUUUUAUUUAGUUUUAGUUGUAUAAAAUAUUUAGUUUUUAUUUUAGUGUUAUGGAGAAGGCAUAUUAUUGGGAGGCUAGGAGCCAUUUGUGUUGAAUAGUUUGUACAAAUAUUGCCACUGGGGGGUUGUAAUACUUAAGGUGAUGGGUCAGGUCAUAGGUUAGGUUUGAAUUAUAAAGUCAAUCUCGAUGUGACUUGGUUUUAAAAGGAAUAGCACUGUGAUUGGUGCAAAAAAUAUGGUGGCAAUAUUUUAUAUUUCGGAGUCAAAUAUAAUAAUUUCAGUAUAGUUUUAGUUUUUCAAAUGGGUUUGUUAAUUUAUUUAUUUCAGUUUACUAAAUAGUUUUUUCAUGAUUAGAUUUAGUUUACUAUAAUAACCUUGGUUUAAUGUUUCCUUAAACUAUUAAUGUCCAUAACAGACAUUUUUAAAUGCCCUUAGGUAGGGGAGAGUGGGAUAGGUUCAGCCAUUUUUUACAUUCGUCAUCACUCCGUCAAGGGAAAUAUAGUAUUCUUUCUAACAAAGAUAUCUAUACUGAACAAAAAUAUAAAUGCAACAUGCAACAAUUUACAAGUUACAGUUCAUAUAGGAAAUCAGCCAAAUUUGAAUAAAUUCAUUAGGCCCUAAUUUAUGGAUUUCACAUGACUGGGAAUACAGAUAUGCAGCUGUUCGUCACAGAUAUCUUUAAAAAAAAUGUGGCCUCACAAUGGGCCUCAGGAUCUCGUCACAGUAUUUUUUUGCAUUCAAAUUGCCAUUGAUAAAAUGCAAUUGUAUUCGUUGUCCUUCUACCCCCCCCCCCCCCCCCCCCCCCCAAAAAAAAAUUGUAAAGUGGUUAUCCCACUGGCUAUAGGGUGAACACACCAAUUGGUGAGUCGCUCUGGAUAAGAGCGUCUGCUAAAUGACGUAAAUGUGCCCUUGAGCAAGGCACUUAACCCUAAUUGCUCCUGUAAGUCGCUCUGGAUAAGAGCGUCUGCUAAAUGACUAAAAUGUAAUGUAAAUGUAAAUGCUUAUGCCUGCCCAUACCAUAACCCCACCGCCACCAUGGGGCACUCUGUUCACAACGAUUACAUCAGCAAACCGCUCGCCCACACAACGCCAUACACAACGCCAUACACAUGGUCUGCGGUUGUGAGGCCGGUUUGAUAUAGUGCCAAAUUCUCUAAAACGACGUUGGAGGCAGCUUAUGGUAGAGAAAUUAACAUUCAAUUCUCUGGCAACAAAUCUGGUGGACAUUCCUACAGUCAGCAUGCCAAUUGCACACUCCCUCAAAACUUGAGACAUCUGUGGCAUAGUGUUGUGUGACAAAGCCGAACAUUUUAGAGUGGCCUUUUAUUGUCCCCAGCACAAGGUGCACCUGUGUAAUGCUCACUAACAGGGAUGUAAACAAAUUUGUGCACAACAUUUGAGAGAAAUACGCUUUUUGUGCAUAUGGAAAAUGUCUAGGAUAUUUUAUUUCAGCUCAUGAAACAUGGGACCAACACUUUACAUGUGUUUUUAUAUUUUUGUUCAGUAUACAUGUAUUUCAGGAUGUUGUGUAUCCCUGGAAAUAAUCAGAAUUCAUGUAAACAUUACAGUUUUGUAAACAUAGCUUUAAGUCGCUCUGGAUAAGAGCGUCUGCUAAAUGACUAAAAUGUAAAUAGCUUGUCCAAAAUAAGUGGUCUCUUGGCUCAACUUACCCCGGGUAUGGGGUAAAUUGAAUCGUAGGACAGGGUAAGUUAAGCCACCUACACAUUUCUGUACUGAAUGAAAUAUUACAACUACCUUUUUAAAACCAUGUCUAUCUUUAUAUACAGUGUAGUACAGUGCAUUCAGAAAGUAUUCAUACCUCUUGACUUAUUCCACAGUUUGUUGUGUUACAGCCUGAAUUCAAAAUGUAUAAAAAACAUGUUUAGAAAUAUGUUAUUUACAUAAGUAUUCACACCCCUGUGUCAAUACUUUGUAGAAGCACGUUUGGCAAUGAUUACAGCUGUGAGUCAUUCUGGGUAAGUCUCUAAGAGCUUUCCCCACCUGGAUUGUGCAAUAUUUUCCCAUUAUUCUUUUCAAAAUUCUUCAAGCGCUGUCAAAUUGGUUGCUAGACAAUCAUUUUCAGGUCUUGCCAUAGAUUUUCAAGUAGAUUUAAGUCAAAACUGUAGCUCGGCAACUCAGGAACAUUCACGGUCUUCUUGGUAAGCAACUCCCGUGUAGAUUUGGCCUUGUGUUUUAGGUUAUUGUCCUGCUGAAAGGUGAAUUCAUCUCCCAGUGUCUGGUGGAAAGUAGACUGAACCAGGUUUUCCUCUAGGAUUUUGCAUGUGCUUAGCUCCAUUCUGUUUAUUUUUUAUCCUGAAAAACUCCACAGUCCUUAAUGAUUACAAGCAUAGCUAUAACAUGAUGCAGCUACCACUAUGCUUGAAAUUAUGGAGAGUGGUAAUUAGUAAUGUGUUGUAUUUUCAGGACUAAAAGGGUAUUGCUUUGCCACUUUUUUUUUUUGCAGUAUUACUUUAGUGCCUUGAUGCAAACAGGAUGCAUGUUUUGGAGUAUUUGUAUUCUGUACAGGAUUCCUUCUUUUCACGCUGUCAAUUAGGUUAGUAUUUUGGAGUAACUACAAUGUUGUUGAUCCAUCCUCAGUUUUCUCCUAUCACAGCCAUUAAACUCUGUUUUAGUCACCAUUGGCCUCAUAAUGAAAUCCCUGAGAGUUUUCCUUCCUCUUCGGCAACUGAGUUAGGAAGGAUGCCUGUAUCUUUGUAGUGACUAGGUGUAUUGAUACACCAUCCAAAGUGUAAUUAAUAACUUUACCAUUCUCAAAGGGAUAUUCAAUGUCUACUUUAAAUUUUACCAAUCUACCAAUAGGUGCCCUUCUUUGCAAGGCAUUGGAAAACCUCCCUGGUCUUUGUGGUUGAAUCAGUGUUUGAAAUUCACUGCUCGACUGAGGGACCUUAAAGAGAUAAUUGUUUGUGUGGGGUACAGAGAUGAGGUAGACAUUAAAAAAUAAUGUUAAACAUUAUUAUUGCACACAGUGAGUCCAUGCAGCUUGUUAUGUGACUUGUUAAGCACAUUUUUACUCCUGAACAUAUUUAGGCUUGCCAUAACAAAGGGGUUGAAUACUUAUUAACUCAAGACAUUUCAGCUUUUCAUUUGUAAUUCAUUAGUUUAAAACAAUUCUGAAAACAUAAUUCCUCUUUGACAUUACAGGGUUUUGUGUGUAGGCCAGUUACAAAAAAAUCUCAAUUUAAGCUAUAACACAGCAAAAUAUGGAAAAAGUAAAUGGUUGUGAAUACUUGCUGAAGGCACUGUAUAUGUUUUUAAACAGUUUAAUUCUGAAAUGUAUUUUUUUUUAAAUACAUAUGCUGUCCAUUUGAAUUAUUUUUUCAAAUGUUCUCAAUCAUAACUUUGACACUGGAGGUAUGAUAGAGAAUGACAAUCUUAAAAUGUCAAUGUGGCCUGUCUCGACACUUGUACUAACUAUGUUGACACAAUUUCAUGAGUUUACACCAAACAGAAUUUGUUCUGUGGCACAUUGAUAUUGUACUAAAUAUAGUAAAGGAUGUGAAUGGGUUAAUACCCAAUCGGAUUGUUUCUGUCUCCUGUCUAGGUGUGUCUGCAUUCCAGGCAAUGCAGUACCUCCCUCAUCAGCAGCCAGGCUAUGCUGUUCACAGCCACUUCACCUCCCAGCCUGGAUUCAUCCCUGGUGCUGGAAUACCCCUUCAGAAGCAGUUGGAACAUGCCAACCAACAGUCUGGCUUCACUGACGCGGUAAGAACACUGCUCAGACAGAUAGGGGGAAGACUUAGUUGUGAAUAUGUUUGAAUGUUUAAGUGCUUAGUGCACAAAUGUAAAUUUAAAUCUGAGUUGUCCAUUAUACUCACUCUUACCUCUUGUCCUUUCCCUAAAUUCCUCGUGUUCUUCCAGGGUGCUCUGAGACCCAUGCACCCCCAAGCCCUCCAUGCGUCCGCUGCUGGCCCACUCCCCACCCCCUCCAUGGCUGUCCAGAUCCCCACUCCCAAGGUACACCUCAUACCCCCUCCCUAUCCCACAUCAUACUGUUACUGCCCACUGUUGAUCCAUCACCCCCAUCAGAAAUAUGAGUGCCUCUGAAAGAGGUUGUGAAAAAGUUGGUUAUUGCUUUACGCAUGCUCUAUAUUGAAGCAUAGAUUGAAAAGUGAUUGUAUUUUUGUUUUCUUGCACAAUUUGUCCAAGCUCUCAUAGCCAAAGCCAGAGGAAAACCAGUGUGAAUCUUGAGUAUGAAAUAAUCUUAACAGUGAACGCAAACAUCUUUGUGUCAACUGUAAUAUUCAAUUUCAAUUAUUACUUGGUCAUUUGAAAUAUACAUGGUUUAGCUUAAAGUUCUUAACACUGUUGCUUGAUAACAUUUCAUUGGCGUUGUUCCGUCCACCAGGCCCCUUUCCAGAGCUCUCUCCAAGCGGCUCCCCGCCACGCUUUCCUCCCCCACGCCCAGAGCGGACAGAGGUUCUAUCACCACAGCAAGUAACCGUGGUUACCUGCCCAAACUACCUUUACCAGGAGUUCUUAUCGUUGAGAUUUCAAAGGCUUCUAGAAGACUGGAAUUAUGGGACAGUAAACUUGGUUUUUGAUGGUUGAUUGUAAAGCCCAAACCUACAGGCUUGACUUUGUAGUAAUAUUUAUUGUAUCGUUUAUUUUGUUAGUGCUGUAUUACUUUAGUUUUAGUGGCCUAGAUGUUCUAGGAAACUUUUUCUCCACUGUGAAUAGUAUAGUGUUAUACUUUCUCAAUUUUAUUGUGUGUUUGGAUGUAUUACCUCAAACUAUGUCCUCAAAAUAAAUAAAAAGCACACACCA